CUGGAUCAGAUCGGAUAUCCGCUUCCAAAAUUUUAAUAUUUGUGAUUUGCCCUGAUUUUAAUGAAUAAUUAUUUUUAGUAUUUGCUUUGAUUCGAAGAUGUACGGAUAUUCAGAAUUUUCGGAUCAAAUCGAAACAAAUAAUGAAUCGAAUCAAAUUUAACGGAUAAAAUGUCCAGCCCUACUAGCUAGUAUACAAAAUGGUCGUGGUCUUUUCGGUCAAGUAAGAUGUUGAUUGCCCUAUAUUGGUCUUUAAUCUAAAGUGGUUAAAGCUAGGGUUUGCACAAGCCUACUACUUGGUAUUUUUGGUAUAUUUAGUACUCGGCUUGUCUUGUUCGAGUAGUUAAAUUUUGGACUUGUACUUGGUUUGGUGAAAAUGAGUACUUACGGUUUUAAGUAUUUGCUAAAAAUUGACGGACUUACAAGUUACUUGCAUUGUUUUAUUACUUGUUACUUGCACGUUACUUACAAGUUACUUGAUAAUUAUUAGUAAAUUAUUUGAUAAUCCAUUGGAAUUUAAAGGUAAAUAACUUUAUUAUAUAUAAAUAGCAUGUCAUUGUUUUUCAUGUGUAUUAGCCAACUCCGGAAAUAAAAUAUAUAAUAAGAAGAAAAUUCCAAGAUAUAUAUAUAUAAAUAUAUAAUUUAUGUUUGAUUCACUUCUGAAUAUAUAAAUAAAUGAGUUAUAUUUGUGCAUUAACAAAAAAUGAGUAACAAAUCAAAAAACACUAAGUAGUUAAUUUUCUUUUAAUAUUUAAUAUUCUUUUGUACGUACAAGUAAUUGAAAUUGAUUAUUUGAUUCGAUUUGUACAGAACAAGUACUCGUCUUUAAAAAUCAUGUACCGAUCAAGUACCAAAUAGAAGUUAAGUAAAAUUAUUUGUGGCCACUUAUAAAAUGGAAUAGAUAAAUUUUAAUUAACUAAUGAAAUAGAUAUCUAGUAUUUAAUAAAUAAAAGAGACAAGUAAAUGAUAACAAGUAACGAACCAAGUAUUUAAAAAUAAAAAUGAAUUUGAUACUUGACUGCGUGUAAUAAAAUAUGUUUACUUGUUACUCGACUUGAUUGUAUCAAGUACUUAUUUUUUCAAGCCGAGCCGAAUCAAGUACCAAGUACCAGCCAGAUAUCAAGUAAUUGUGCCUAACCCUAGUUAGAACAUGAUUAAUGGGGGAGGUCCUAAUGAAAUUCUUAUAGCAUGAUUUGUUACUUUUUUUUUGUUAAGAGACAUAUUUUAUAUCUCUUAUUUAUGAUAUGUUUGUUAGUUAAAAGUUAUUCUUUCUUUUUUAAUUUCUAAUUACACUAAGAUAUCUUCCCAAAAAGAUCCCAUUGAUCAUGGUCUUAGUUGCCUUAUUGGAAAUUAAAUCACAAUAAACCAGUAAAUUAAACAAGGAUAAUCUGUUGGUCUUUGUCUUAGAGUAACUCUUAUUAACUUGAUGUCCAUAUCUAUUUUAUACGCAUUUUGAAACUAAGGAAAUUUUUUUUCUCUUCAGCCACCAACCUAAAAACUUUUCACUCAAUAAAAGGGCAAUCUCACAAAUCAGAAACGAUUCACUAACUUUCUGUUCUCUUUGUAGCUCCCAGUAUAACAAAAUGAAUAACUUUAUGAAAUUAUUCGCUGUUUUUGUCUUGUUUGUCCAAAUCCAAAUAGCCUUGUCUCAAUCAAAUUUGUCUCCUCCGGGACCUAAUCUUAUACAGCAACUCUGCAAAAGCAACCGUUAUCAAACUCUAUGCGUCUCUACUCUUAAUCUUGAUCCUAGAAGCAAAACCUCCGAUAUCCAAGGGCUUGCGUCGAUCUCUAUCGAUGCGACGACGAAGAAAGUGAAAGAAUCGUUAGAUUACCUCACCUCCGUCUAUAAGAAAAUUGGAGGAGGUGGCCGUGGAGACGUCGAGAGAUACGGAACUUGCAUGGAGGAGUACGGUGCGGCGGCUAAUAGGUUUUUACCGGCAGCUUUGGGUGAUCUAAAGGCUAAGAAGUAUUCUCUGGCGAUGUCUGACAUGAAAGAAGUUGUGUCUGUGCCUGGUAUUUGUGAAGACCAGUUCGCAGGAUAUUGUCCGUUGCCUGUUACCCAACGUAACAAAGCCGUGCAUGAUAUCGCCGAUAUGACUGCUGACAUCAUCAAAACUUUUGUCAAAUAGAUGAUAAUUUUGAUAUAUAUUUUUUUUUGCGAUUAGUGUUGCAAAAAAAUUCGAAAGGAAAAUUAGUAAUAUACUCCGUGUUCAAUAAAACCGAAUAAAUAUGUUUUUAUCAUUACUGUUGACGA
Molecule: messenger RNA, 2251 nt
Organism: Eruca vesicaria subsp. sativa (arugula)
Lineage: Eukaryota; Viridiplantae; Streptophyta; Magnoliopsida; Brassicales; Brassicaceae
Source: the annotation of a GenBank genome assembly